UAGCUAGUUUGACAAGAAUCGCUCUCAAGCUCAUGUAAUGUCUGCUUGCUAACAUUUCUGCAACAAUCAUGGAUGUGCAGCGUAUGGAGUCAAUGCGGGAAACCGUACGACUUUCUAGACAUCUGUUUUAAUCUGAUGUGUACUAGAUCGUGCUGGUGUGGGAAUAUUUCCACCUGAUUCAGCAUCUAAGCCUAACAAAAUGGAGCAAGAGCAGAUUCAGAAGAGGACUUUCACCAACUGGGUCAAUGCUCAGCUAGCAAAGAGGAAGCCGCCAUGUGUGGUUGUGGAUCUGUUCCGGGAUUUAUGUGAUGGAUCCAAACUGCUGGACCUGCUGGAGGUGAUGAGUGGCGAGCAAAUUAGUCGAGAGAGAGGCCGAGGAAUGUUUCAGGACAGGAGCAACAUUGAGAAAGCCCUCUCCUUUUUAAAGAAGAAAUCGAUCAAAUUGGUCAACAUAAACAUUCCCGACAUCAUUGAUGGUAAACCAUCCAUCAUCCUAGGCCUCAUAUGGACGAUCAUUCUACAGUAUCAUAUCGAGGAGCUCGCCAGUGGUCUCUCGUUCAGCUCUCGUCAAUCCUCCAUCGAGUCCCUGGCAAGCAUGGACACACAGUCCAGCCUGUCAACUCACUCGGCCAGCAGCAGCCCUGUUCCUCUGAGAGAAUCUCCCCUACAUACCCGCUUCAAGGUUUCUGCCAAAAAGGCUCUCCUACUCUGGGUCCGGGAUCAAUGCCACAAAGCUGGCUGCACAAUAAAUGUGAAAGACUUCAAGGUGAGCUGGAGAAGUGGAGUGGUUUUCCUGGCCAUCCUUCACUCCCUGCGACCCGACUUGGUGGAUCUGUCUGAUGCCAGAACGCGAACCAACAAGCAGAACCUGGAAGAAGCUUUCCGCAUUGCAGAGCGAGAGCUGAGGAUUCCCAGGCUGCUGGAGCCUGAUGAUGUGGACGUACGAGACCCUGAUGAGAAGUCCAUCAUGACCUAUGUGGCUCAGUUCCUGCAGUACUCCAGAGACCUACCCGUGCUUGAGGAAGGCAUGCAGGCAACACAUGAGCAGAAGAUAAAAGAGGUAACCUGCUGGUUGGUUCAGGCCUAUGAUGAGCUGCUGGAGGGCUGGAACUCUACAGAAGGAGAAAGUUAUUCUGAAAGAUACAACGUGUUUCAGACAUUUCUGGUAUCCUUUAAUGAGCAGCGACGUCCGAUCGCUCCUUUGCUGACCGCAAUGAGACGAAGCCCUAAACUGAGUGAGGAGCAGCGGGCCCUCAGGGAGGCAUGGGGUGCCCUCACUGAAAAGCUACAUGAAUACAAAACUGAACUGGACAUGAGCCUUCCAGCCCCCCUGGACACGGUGGCUCGCUGGCUACUGAGAACAGAAGGGGUGCUGGCUGAGGAGGAAGGCACCCUGCAGGACCACAGCCAGGCUGCAGAUGAAGCCAGAGAAAAGCAACAGCUGCUCAAAAAUUGCCUGGAGGAGAUGCCACAGCAUACCAAGACCUUUCAGAUGUUCCAGAAUCUGGAUGAGUAUGGAAGCAUGCUUGUCCCCACUGACAAGAUUGAGGACAUAAAGAGGAGAUUCACGAAUGUGAGAGUGACGUCUAAAUACCAUGGGAUAAAGUUGGAAUACCAGGAACACUGGCACACAGUCCUGUAUCUUUUGGCACAGAUCACAAAGAAGCUCCAGGUCUGGAAGCGACCCUAUAUCUCCCAGGAGGCUGUAAGACUGCUGCUGCAAGAAUUGGAUGAAAUGGUGAACAUACAGGAGCUGCCUUCUCUGCUGGAGACUGCCCUUCAUAAAUUAAAGCAAGUUUCUGAGAGAUAUUCUAACAAAUCUGCCCUUGCUGCGGACUACCAACAUGUUAGUCAGCAGGUGAAGCAACUGGACGAGCAGACCACCGAGGUCCUAAAGGAGGUGAGAGGAGCUAAGAAAACCAUGGGACAGGUGCUAUCUUCCUGGGACUCGUACAGUGACUCCCUCAGCUCCCUGCAGGCAUGGUUGCAGCAGAGCUCUGCAACACGCAAACAAAGACAAGAGGUGACACCUGACAUUGUGGCUGAGUGGGGUUCCCGCCAUGCUUACUUGAAUGAAGUUGGCAGUUUCUUGAUCGAAUCAACAGACCCUCCAAUCAGCAGAAGCCUGGCAGAGGAGCUGCGCAGGCUCAACAUGCAAUGGGCCGAAUUUGUCGAAAGGAAUGCAUUCGACAGGGAGGCUGAACCAAACACAGACCCCCAGAUCAGACCACAGGACCUUCAGGCUAUGAUCAGAGAAGCCUCUUUCAUUCUAAAGGAGCCCAUAGAUGUGAUGGCAGGACCUUUACGCACAUACAGGAAAAGAAUACAGUUCUUAAUGAGGAAGAUUAAAGACGUGGAUCUGGAUGCUCUGAUGCCCUCCCCAGAAUGUCCAGCUGAUUCGUUACAGAAAUUGAAGCUGUCUAUUCCUGAAGUGAUGCAGACCCUGUUCGAUGCAGAGCAGCUGUGUGUGGAGCUGCAGCACAGUAUGUCGAGUCUGGACAGUCAUCUUGCUGAGCUCCACCACUGGGAGACAGAAGCCAGGGAGCUGUACCAGCUGCUGAGGGUCGCAGGACGACAGCACCAGCGUGGCCAGGACCCACGAGCCAGGGUCCUGAUUUCCCGUGGUCUACAGCUUGAGGGCCAAGUGGUCACAGAGGAACAAGAUUUACAGGUAAUGGUGAUGACCAGUCAGAAGACAUCUCCCAUUCAAUAUCUCCAUGCCUCCACAAUGCAGGAACGAGUGCGAGCUGCUGUGUCUCAGUCACAGGAAGCAGUGGGUAUGCUGAGCAGCCUAGGAGCCAGAAGAGACAGAAGUCCACCAGAAGGACCUCCUCCACCAAAAAUCUUUGUCCAGACUGAUGACACAUUGAAAAAUCAAAGACAUUCAGACACUGAACAGCCAACUGAGCAAUUCCAGACAAAGUCAAAAGUUCCAAGCUGUCAUCAAACUCUGGCGUCAAAGAUUGUACUGCAGGAAUCCAGCAAAGAAAUGGGUUCUCCUCAGUUACCAUAUACCUAUGCACAAGCUGUAAUGCAGACCAGGCAACAAUCACCACUAGAAUGUCAGGUUCAGUUCAGUCCAAAGAUUGAAACACAGAAACAACUUCACGAACAAGUACUGACUCAGCAGCAACAUCAGUGGCAGCAAGAAACACUUAACCAAGAGACUGAAGAAGUGCUACAGGAUCAGCAUCAUAAACAACAGCAACCAGAAGAAGAGGUGCAACAGCAGGAACCAACACCAAAACUGUCCCAACUUCAGGAGGAACAACAGCAAGUAAAGCAGCUUCCAUCUCAAGCUCAGAAGCACACAACAGCACAGUCACAAGCUGAAAGUGAUGCCAAACAGACACCAGUGCCUCAAACACAAAUGUCUUCUCAGCAACCAUCCAAGAAACACUCCCUAAGCUCCAAGGAGCUUCAAAGCAGGAAGAGCCAGGCAAGGAAGAACCGACCGUGGCUUCAAAAGUUGGCUCCAGAACAGCCUAGUCCAAGUGGAGAGUUAGAACAGGAAUGCACUCAGGACCCAUCCCAGAACUUACAGACACAACCAAACAGUCAAGCAGUAUUGCUCAUUCAUCUUGAUUCACCAAAAACACAAAUCUCUAGGCAACAGCCCGAAGUACAAACAAAGCCUGUAGAAAAGCCACAACAGCAGCAGAAUGAUCAACCAAUACAACAGCUAAUUCACAAGGAAGAACUGUCACAACAUCAAAAGCAGCGAAAAAAUGAACAGCAUCAGCGACCUCAACAGACAAAGCAGAAGCAGCGGAGUGUGCAGUCUCAACAAGACAAGCAACAUAAACAAUCACAAUGGCCUCAGCAAAGUGUGAGACAAGCAAAACCACAUUCAAACACCAAAGCUAAAUCAAAGACAGUAACUGAGGGUCAGCAUCAACCACAGUCAAAGGCCCAAACUCACCCUCCAUCAAAAAGUCAAACUGAGUCUCAGACCAAAUGCCAAGAAAUGGUUCAAGGGCAAAUUCAGCCACAAGAAAUGCCCCACAGUCAGCCAUCACUGGAGAUUGCUACACAAACCAGUGUGAGUCAGGAUCAAUCACAGGUGCCUAUAAAUCUCAAGUCCCAUGAUGUGGAAAAAGGACCGGCAUUCACCCACAAACAGCUACAGUUUCAGCACCAUGAUCAGGUUACGUCUCAGACAAGCACCACAGUUACACCUGAGUCUGGUAUGCAGUCAGAAGAUCAGCUGCAGGCUGUAUUCCCUGGUCAAGCUGACAUUAUCAUACAAUCAAUGUCUGACAUCACACCUUCCUCUGUUAAGCAGACUGUACCACAGACCCAGGUUCACCCCCCUGUUCCAUCAUUUCUGCUUCAUAGGCAUCCGCAAUCAUGGGCCCCAGUCAAACCCCCAACCCCAAAGGUGGCCCAACAACCACCACAGUCCCAGCCUCAAAUGCAAUUGCAGCCAAUGACCCAGUCUCCAGCCCAUGCUCAGCCAACGUCUUUGACACAAAGCUAUGUUCAGCCAGUGGUGCAGACACCAAUGUCUACUCAGCCCAUGACCAAGCCUCAACUCCAUUCUCAACCAGAAGUCCAAUUUCAGAGCAAUGCUCAACAAAUGGCACAACAUCAUCACAUCAGUCAACAUCAAGCCCAGGCUCAAACCUUUGUUGGACCUCAGAGUCAUUCUCCACCUAAGUCUCAAUAUCAAACACAUGCUCAGUCAGCAGUACAACAUUCUGGACAUAUUCCCCAGGGCCACAUGCAAGCUUGGACAGCUUCACCAUGUCUUUAUACAGAGGGUUACUCUCAGCCUUCAUCACAACAGUGGACAACCACACAAGACCCACAAAAUCAAGCUCUGAUACAGCAAAGCCAUCCCUUCACCCACCCAUAUCCUCAGCAGCCAGGUCAAGAUUAUCCAGCAAGUCAGACUCCACAGCAGUGGGCACCUCCCAUGCGACAGCAAGGUCCUCAACAAGGAGCCUCAGGAUAUGCUAACAUAAGGCCAUCAUACCCACAGCCACAGCCACAGCCACAAACAAACACUCAACACUGGGUUGAAACACAUACCCUGAUGAAACCUCAAAGUCUCAUACAGCAGCAAACUCAGAUCAGAUCUUAUAAUCUUCCUCACAUCCAGACACAUCCCCAAGUUCAACAACAACCUUGGGUUCAGGCUCCACCACAACUCCAGCCCCAAACCUAUGCUCCUUCUCAAAUGCAGCAAUAUCCACAGACACAACAUCAGCCCCAAAUUCCUCCUUAUCCUCAGCCUCAUAUGCAAACCCAAAUAUCCCCUCAGUCACAACUUCCACAACAGGUAUAUCCACACCUUCCUAAAGAGCCUCAACUUCAAGCGCCACUGGUUUCUCAUUCUCAAAUGUCCAGUCGGGCUCAACCUCCUGCAAAGUCAAAGUCCCAGGAUCAGAUCCAGCAGCCUGAGCUCAAACAUCAGUUUCAGCAGCCACUCCCACAACUCAAACUUCAGGCACAGCCAUCUGCCUAUUUCCCACAACAGGCGCAACUUCAAAAUCAGUUGCUUCCACAGCCUGAGGCCCAAUCAGCCACACUAUCAAAGGCUCAAGCAGCACCACAGUCUAAGCCUCAGUUUCCCUCACAACACACAGGCCAGCCAAUUCCACAAUCCAAACUUCACAGCCAGCCUCCUCCUAAAGAUGAACUUCAACAACCCCAACUCAGUCAUGUCCAGCAGGUCAGUGUGGGGCUCAAGGGCCCGAUGCAGUCACCAGAUAUGUACAGUAAACCUCCAGCCUUGGCCCAGGUACCUUCUCAAGCCUACACAGAAGCCUAUGCCAAGGCCCAAGCCCUGGCCAGAAUUGGCUUUGAAGAGGCUAAGCACUGCUUGCAAGAGCACAUCCAGGAAGCCAUCGGUAUCUUCAAAGACAAACGUGUAUCAGACACUACAGCAUCCGUGAAAGAGGUGGAUGGCUCCGACGGAUGCCAAGACCCACCACAGGCACACCUACACUGGGUGGCAGGAGGGGAAAAAUGGACAGAGGGCAAAAAGAGACCGGGUAUAGAAAAACGAGACCACGGAGUGGGCUCAGGGCCAAGACAGGAGGUAGACCAGGAGGCCAUGCAAGGUCAUGCAACUAGAUCCGGAGGACGACCAUGGGCUGCCAUAGAGUGCAUGGACAAAUCAGGAAACUGGCCAUGGCAAACACUGGGCCUCCCGGCAAGCUCAGCAGAACCAUCCAGGACCGUCCCAGAACCAACAGACUCAACACAACCACGAGAGAGGAACAGAAGAAUAAAACCAGAUCCACUAGACAUCACAGGUGAAACUGGAGCAAUGCGCUCUGGUGCCACUUUUCUGGAUGCUGCUGGUGCGGCUGGAGGGAUGCACUCUGGUGCCGCUUCUCCGGACACUGCUGGUGCGGCUGGAGUGAUGCGCUCUGGUGCCACUUCUCCAGACGCUGCUGGUGAAACUGGGGUGAUGCGCUCUGGUGCCGCUUCUCCGGAUGCUGCUGAUGUGGCUGGAGCGAUGCACGCUGGUGCCGUUCUGUCUCGCACUAUGGGUGCCGCAGAGGCAGCAUGCUCCAAAGCACAUCUGUCAACUGUAGCCGGUGUCACCGAGUGCCGAGAUGACCUUCUCGAUGGCUCUACCAUUAUGGAAUCUGGAGAGGAGACGGGCAACGAUGGUAUUGGUGGCGGACCAGAAGGGGAUGACGUCAGUCCUGAAGAAUGUGGAGACAGGAGAAUGGCCGGGGCUUCCCCCAGCAGCCGUGCUGAUGAUGUCACUGCAGAGGACAUUCUCUGGACCCUUGACCCAGACUUGUUGGAGGAGUUUCUGAGAGCAGCUGAGGGUAUGGAGGCCUUCUGUACACCAUCACAGCUCAAAGACAUGGAGGUUUUCACCCAGUCUGUCAGGACACAGUGGGAGGCAUGCUUCUCAGAGGAUGGCAGCCUGAUACAGGCAGGGCAGCAGCUAGAGGCCUUAAAGGACUUAUGUGAGACCCUAAACCCAGAGGACACCCACCGACUGGCCCAGACACAGCUCAGGGAGUGUGAGAAGCGUCUAGCUGCCAUCCAGCACCAGUUCACUGGAGACCAAGAUGCAACGCACCCUGAUUCAAUGAUUCCUGUUGAACGUGGUCAAGGACCAACAGCAUCUUUAAAACCAAGUGACAAACCUCCAUUCUCACCUGAGGUCUCCAAGGUGAUAAUGAAGUCUGGCACUGUGGAGAAAAUAGAGGGUGAGAAGCUGUCCUCUGUGGAGGAACAUCUCCCCAAAUAUGAGGAUUUAGAAAGGUAUGAAAAUUCUAAAAGGGCUCUUCAAGCACAACUUGCCAAAAAUGAGCAGUUCAUCCAAGAUGUUCUGUCUGACUGCGCCUCUCUUAAAGGUCUACACACACGGCUGCAAGAGAUUCAGUUUUUGAGACAGGAAACAGAGUCCCUGUGGUCCGAGUUUGCAAACCAAUGCUCCCAGUCAAGCUACAACACUGGUGUGGAGCAGGAACGUGCAGAGCUGCAGGAGCUGUGGCGUGUGCAACAGUCUGACCUCCAGAGGAGGGGAAGCUCCCUGGGCACAGCGCUCAGACAGAUUGACUCCACUGAGAACCACAUGGUGGACUUCACAGACCGUCUGGACCGUUACCUCAGACAGCCCAAAGACAUCACUGGCUUCACACUUUCCAACACCAACAUUCUAAGAGACAUUAAGGAACUUGAUGAUAAUAUCCAAAGUGAGAUGGACCAACUGUCUCGGCUGGACUCUAAAUCCAGCAAUCUGGACCCCAGAGACUCCUUCCCUCUGUCGCGUGAGGUUGAGGCCCACCGAUCCAGUCUUGAUCAGCUCCGGCAGCAGGUCCAGAAGAGCGAGGCAGCAGCUCGUGCCCUCGACCGCUUCCUUAUGUCACUGCGCACUGUGGAUGAAGACAUCUUGGGCGUCCAAGGUGCACCAUGCAGUGAUGCUAUGCAACAACAGGAGUGCCGCUCCAACCUGACUUUAAUCAGGCAGAGCAUUGACAGUCUGAAAGCAAAAGCACCACAGUUGGACGUGCUUCUUCAGGGAGCCAGGAUGACAGUCACCAGGAAUGGUGACCCAGCCUCCUGCCUGGACAUGGUGUGUGUCUUGGUGAUAAAGCUGGCAGAAGCUGACAGUGCACUGGCAAACCAGCAGCAGAGCAACAAGAGGGAGACACAGGGGAAGUCUCUGGACCUCAGGAAGAAGACAUUGCAUGUAGAGUUGCAGACGAUACAGGAUACUGUUGAAACUCAAGGCCUGAAAGAUCCCACCAUACCUGCUGUGCAGCAAAGGUUACGAGUUUUAUCUGAUUUGGAUGGCCAACUUGAGGCCCAGCACUCAGAGCUUCAGAGCCUCUGUGAAAUUCAAGAGAAAGGAGGAGAUGAAACUAUUCUACAGGAGCUUGAGACCCAAUGGGAGGAGACUCGAAGAGCUCUGACAGACAGGAAGGAGCAGUGCAGCAUCCUGAUGGAUCUUCUAAAGAAGUUCCAGAGUUGUCGUAAUCAUCUGUCAUGCACUAUACAGAGAGCAGAGCAGGAGAUCAGUGAUCACACAUCAUACAUGGGCAAAGACAACCUGCAGAGACUCAUAGCCAAGGCCCAUGAUAUAAAGAAGAUGCUGGCUGGUCUUGGGGAAAAUAUGGAUGAGCUGAAGACUGUUUGCACACAGCUGCAGACCCAUCUGAAGAAGAUUCCAGACUGCAGUGAGGCUCCAUUUGAAGCAGAGGCCGACACACUGAUGGACAACUGGCUAGAUGUGACUGAGAAGACAGAUAUCCACAUGGACAACCUCCAGGUGGGGUUAGAGUUGUGGGAGAAGCAACUAAUGCAGAUGGAAGAGGUGGACAGAUGGAUAGGGACCAAACUGUCUGAGUUUGCAGAAGGCCAUCCUUUUCAUAAUGAGCAACAAGUACUCGCCAUGAAGGAUGAGAUAUGUGCUCAAGAGGAGAAUAUUGAACGUUUCCACAAGACGUCUGCGGAAAUCCAGGAGAUACUGCAAAGUCAGGAAGCCCCUCUGGAACUCCAGGUGUUGGAAACCCAUCUGAAGAAGAGGAUAGAUCAGGUGAAGGAGCUGUUUACCGACUGUACUGAUGUCUUUGAGGAGCUGACAGCUGUGAAGAAACACCUGUCUGAGAAGACAGAGGACUGUCAACGGGCCAUAGGGGACAUCCAGUCUUCUAUCAGCAAGCUUGAUGCUUCAGAACCAGAUGCCACUGACAGGAUGCAGAAUCUGUGUGAUCAGCUAGAGACUCAGAAGGAGGUAGCUCAGGCUGUGUUCAAGGAGGUGUCCUUGGUUUCCAAAGUGUCAAGUCCUCAGAUGCUGGAGACUCUGUCUACAGAUUGCAGUAAGCUGAAGGAUGCCAUCUCCCACACCAAGGACAUGAUACACCUCAAGAGAGAGGAGAAGGACAAAGGUCUGUUGAGGGUCAUUAGAGAUGAAAGUCAGUCAUUUGAACAAUGGUUCCAGGACCUGCAGCUCUCUGUCAAUGACUGCUUUGAAAAUCCUGAGAGCAGAACUGAUGUGGAAACAUCUCUGCAAAAGCUGACUGAGUUCUUGGCAUCUGUGGAUGCAGAGAGACGCCUAGCAUUCCUGCAAGAUCAACUUGAGAGAGGCAAGAAGAAAAUUCCUCCCCAAGAGCUAUCUGAGCUGACUGACUGGCUGACGGAGCAACAGGUGGAGGUGGACACUUUCAGAAGCCACUGCAUCAACAGGCAGAAACAAAUAGAGAUAUUACAGAGUGACUUACACAGUCUACAGGAACAGCAAAAUAGCUUCAGAGAGUGGUUACAGUUGAAAGAGCAGCAGUCUGUGACAUCUGACAGAGUGAAACCUCUGCUCAAAGAGCUUCAGGAUGAAAGUGGAAGAGUUGAGACCUUCAAAGAGGUGUUGGCAUCAGUUCGUAGACGAGGUGUUCGAGCAGACUGUCUGCUGAAGGACAGUGAUGACAUGAUACAGCGCUACAGAAACCUGGAGGUCAGGCUGCAGAAGCAUGAAGAGGCUCAAAGCAAACAGGAAGGGGAUUUGGAUAAGUUUAACAUCCAGGCAGAAAACACUGUAACUUGGAUCAAUGAGCUGUUGCAGCCCCUCACAUGCAUAAACAAAGACACCCAGAUGAAGCAGAUGAAAGAGACAGCACAGGCAAACUGCAGCAGGUCCAGUAUGUCGCUCACCGUGGUGCAGAGGGUGCUAUGGGAAGAUGUGUUGGAGGUAGCUCAUGAGUGGAAGUGGGCAGAGUACACAGACCUGGCAGCUGAGUGCAAGGAGGCUAGCAUGAGGGUAAUAACCUCUCUGGUGAAGGCCAUUCUGAGCUCCAAGCCUGAGGGAGAUUCUGAAGUGAACAACCUGCGAAUUCAGGGUCAAAGACUGUGUGAGCAGGAGGACCUGGAGGAGAGUUGCAGAUUGGAGGUUCAGCAGUCAAUUGUAGACAUAGAGGACCGGUGGAGGACAGUGUUGAAGGAUGCUGAAGAUGUUCUCAAUAAUGUACAAACACAGGCUCUGUUAGAUGAAGGCCUCAAUGCUUUUAAAACCCAGACUCAGCUUGUCCAGUCCUGGAUCGCAGACCAGGAACAAAACCUGCAGACUCUGAAUAUUCUGAAUUUUAAGCAUGAAGGAGACUCCAAACUCCAGGAUCUGAAGGAACAAUUCCAACAUUUAUGUAACAAUCAGGCCUUGGAUGAAACCAGGAGGCGAGUGGUUGAGGAUGCAAUGAGACAGGCAGAAGAACAGUGGAAAAUGGCCUUACAGACUGCUGAGAAAUCUCUCAGCAAGGCUGAGACCCAAUCGAUCCCUGAAAGGGAAUUUGAUGCUUUCAAAAGCCAGCGUGACACCAUUCAAUCCUGGAUUCGAAAGCACAAGCAGAAGCUGCUUAACCUGGGUAGUCAUAUGUCAUUUGAAGAAAGGUUUCAGGCCACAGAGGCUGUUCUGAGUUGCAAACCUGAGGGAGAAUCCAAAAUACAUGACCUAGAGAAACACUGCGAGCGUUUAUGUGAGCAGAAAGACCUGGAGAAGAGCUGGAAACCAGAGGUUCAGCAGAUGCUAAAAGAGAUUCAGCAGCAAUGGAGCACACUCCUGAAGUUUGCAAGAGAUCAAGAACUCCGAAGUCUUUCCGACGACUUUGACAGUCAGUGCAAAGACACCCAGAUCUGGCUCAGAGACAGACAACGGCAGCUGAAGUCUGUGAGUCAUCACGCAUCACCUGAAGAGAGAUGCCACACAGCUGAGAACAUCUUGGCACACAAAGAUGAAGGUGACUGCAAGGUGAACAAUCUGAGGAGGCGAGGUCAGAAUCUGUGUGAAUGUAAGGAGGUGGAGGAACACAGGAAACAAGAGAUUCAACAGACAGUCAAAGGCACAGAGGAGCAGUGGAGGGAACUCUUGAAGGAUACCAUGCGGAACAAGGCUGAUGUCGAAACUCAAAUCAUCCAAGAGGCUGAAAGUAGAAUAUCGCAGGUGGGACAAACCAACGUUUUGAGCAUAUUUGGCAUUUCUCACACCAUUAACCCAACUGCUGUCACGAGAAAGACAUGCUGCAUUAGUAAAUCUAAAGUAAAAAAAAGGUGGUGUGGUGGUUUUGGUGGUGGGUCUACCUUCUACCUGGUGAAAAGGCCAUUUUCAUUGAACCAUGUGAGUCAGCAUCAUUGUGAAAUAUCUUUUCCUUUCCAGCUGAGAGAAUUUGAUACCCAUCAGCAGGAUGUUGGUUUCUGGCUUGCAGAUGUCCAACAUCAGCUGGAUUCACUUAGCCAAACCCCUCUUGAGGACAGAGUACGCACAGCAGAGAACAUCCUGACCUCCAAGCCUGAGGGAGACUCUAAGCUGGCAGAGUUGAAAAGACAAAGUCAGAGUCUGUGCGACCAACAGGACCUGGAUGAGAGCAGAAAAACACAGGCUCAGCAGAUGGCUAAAGACAUAGAGGAGAAGUGGAGAGCUAUCUUACAGGCUGCCGAGGAUGCUCUCAGGAAAGUUGAGAUCCAGUACUCAUUCUCCAAGGAGCUGGAAGCCUUCUGUACACAGGCAGAGUGCACUAAAACCUGGGUCAAAGAACUGCAGCAAAAAGCAGACUCCAUGGGAAGUGACACUCACGGAAGUCAGGCUCAGAUAGGGGACAAUCUAAAGACAGCACAGGUCAUCUUGUCCUCAGAGAUGAACGGAGAAGCCCAGGUGAUGGAGCUGAGUAGACGAGCACAGAGUCUGUGUGAUCAUGAUUACCUGGACGAGAGCAAGAAACAGGAAGUUCAGCAGGCUGUCAAAGAUACUGAGGAGCAAUGGAGGAAAGUCCUGCAGGCUGCUCGGGACACACACAGCCACUUGCAGAGUGUUGUGGAGCGUCUGGUUUUCUAUCAGAACCAGCAAGCCCAGGCCCAGGCCCGUUUGGAUGAACUCCAGAAGCACACCUCCAAUCUGCCACAUGUCUUCCCUUGGCCAGGGCUAGGAGAGAGGAGGCAAGCAGUAGAACAAGUCCGGACCCUACUGGACCACAGCAGAGCCUUGGCCCCCAUUCUGUCAGAUCUCCAGACACAAGCUACAGAACUUUCAGAGCUCACGCAGGACUCGAGCUGGUCCAAACCAUCCUGGGCGGCCUCAGAGAUGUCCAUCCCUGUCCUGGUAAAAGUGCUGACUGAGGCGGAAGCUAACCUGCAGCAGGGCAUCCAGACAGAGAGGCAGUGCACCCAGCUGGUGGAGCAGCAUGUAGCAGCACAGGACUGGUUGAGGGAACAGGUGAAAGGCCUGGGUCCUCCUCCAGCUGACCGGCAGGGUCUGCGCAGCACUGUCAACACUUUGAAGGCGUUGCUUCAAACAGUGGACAGGGAGCAGAGAGAGAUGAAUGAGCUGGACUCUGCCAGAGACAGUUUGCUAAAACUGUGCACACCAGGGGGUCAAGAUGCUCUGACCCAAGAUGUUGGUCACCUACAUGAACUCUGUGACUCCUCCAAGCAAGAGGUACAGGAAUACCUGACCAUCUGCAAGGCCAGAUUGGAGGAGCUUGACCGACAGCUGGCCACGAGGAUUGAAGGACUAAAGGAGAAAGCUGCAGCCUUGCAGUGGGAGCUUCUCUCUCUAGACCAGACACUCAGUUACAGUGAACCACAGAGCAGCAUCCCUCAACUCCAGCAGCAGUGGCACAGUCUUCAGAACUGUGACAAGUCACUAGAAGAUUUGGGCAUGAAAGUUCAAGACCUGCAUACGGAAGUCAAACUGGCACCUGCUCCAGACAGGCUGCCAGCAGAACUGAUCUCAUCAGUAGACUCUUUAUAUCAGCAAUUUGACAGCAUCCCUGAGAGGGUCAUUCUGCUCUUGAUCAAUGACAUGGAAAAAGUCCUCUCUAAUUUCCAAACAGAUUUUCAAAAAAUUUUGAAUUAUAAUGCUGAAAGAGAUUUGACCACUAUUAUUUUAUAUGUUUACAGCUUAAAGUGCACCUUGACAGAGAAGCAAGAUACCUACUCAGCAAACACAACUUGCUGCCUGGAAGACUGUCUUCAUGCCCUACAGCAGUGGAACCACAGGGAGCCAGCAGAGACCAUUUUAUCCCUGCAGGUGCAAUUAGAAGAAGGUGAAAAUUUACAGGCCAACCUGCGGGCAGUGCUUUCUCACCAGCCUUUUCUAAUAGAGUGUCUGCCACUGGAUUUGGCAGACAGACUGCAAACAGAAGGUUCAGAAACACUCAGAGAAGCAGAAGUACAUCAGAAAUCUCUCAGCCUGAGUUUGAAGGAACUGGAUGAAAACAGUGAACUCACACUGCCUGAUACGGACUCCUCUGAGAUCCUUCUUGACAAUGUCGAUGCACCUGUUGUGGGAGACAGCAGUGUUAAAAAAACAGAAAACCUUUCUGCAUUAGAGAAAGUCAAAUCUAAUGAAGUUGAGUUAUCAUUUACAUCUGAGGUCUUACAAAAGGAAAGUGAAACACAACUGCUUUUUCUGACAGCAGCCAUGGAAGAAAGUAACAUUUCUGGUGAAGACAAUGCUGGAAUUAAUCCAGCGAAGAAGAAAUGCUAUUAUCAAGAACCUUCGACUGCACAAAGCAACAAUGUUUUUUUAGAAUCAAUUACUGAGAGUCCAAAAGCAGACAUCAGUGUUGAACAUGUUAAAACUGAGCAGACAAAAUCUAUUGAGGAGUGUAUAUUGGUCAAAGUGGACCCUAUAUUAGAAAGUUCUACUGAGAUUGUCUCUAGUCAGUCAAGAUCUCAGCCGCAGGCUUCCUUAACUCCUCCAACAGAGCAGAGAGGAAUUUGUAUUGUUGAAGACACAGAACAAAUAACUGCUGUCCCUCUAACACCAGAUAAAGCUGAUGAAAUAAAAGCAAAAGAGCUCCAGAUUGUGAAAUCAGAAGAAACCAAAGUCACAGAGUCACCCACAAUGCAGCCUGAUACCAUGCAUAUUGGACAAACCAAGCUUGUACCCACCAGGAGAAAGUCAAAGACCCUGGGUGUUUCCAAAAAGACUAUUGAUCCACAACCUGCACAGAUUAAAAAAGACCACGAUACUUCAGAGCAUGAUAGAGUAGCAGAGCAACAAGAAACUGCAACUAUGGAAGAGACACAACUCAUACCACACAGAAGAAAGUCAAAGACUUUGCCUGAGCUUUCCACAACUUCUGAGCCAGUUGUUACCCUUGAUGAAUUUUCUGGUACUGAGUUGAGCUCUAGUGAGAUAAAACAUGUCAAGCCAGAUUUGAUGUUACCUAUAGAAGCUAUCAAAGAACAAACUGAAAUUCCAGUGUCAGAAGAAAUUAAACUCUGUGAGAUGUAUCCUUCAAGCGUGGAAUUUGCUCCACUGACAACCAAAGCUGAUGUUGCUGAACAAGCUGAAAAUUUACAACUCCAAAGAAAGUCAAAGAGUUCUGAACGGCCGCUUAUAAUUUCAGAAAUGACAGAAGAAGAAACUGUUGGUCAAAGAUCCUCUUUGAGUUCAAAGGAGAAAAAUAUAAGUACUGUUAAGGAAGAAAAAAUUAUUGUACCAGCCAGAAGAAUCAAAGGUUCAAAGAGUACUGACAUUUGUAAGCUUUCAGAACCAGAUGGUGCUCAACUAAGAACUCCUGAUGUGGAACCUGAAUAUAAUGAGAAAGAUCCUUCAAAAGAGGAACUGUCAGGACCAAAUAAACUAACAGUUUUGAACAAAGGUGAAGUGUCACCAUCCAAAACAGGGUCAGAGGAUUUAAAACCUUCACCAGACCUUGAUACCAUGCUGUUAACAGAGACCAAGAAAAAGCCUGCCAAUCAAAAGCCUUCAUAUAAAUCUGGAGAACAAAUGGAAACUGUUGGUAUUAAAGAAACUAAACCCAUGCCACCCAUGAGGAAGUCACGGAGUCUUGAUGUAACCACAGUUAGUGAAGGUACUGACAUUGAUGUAAAAGCAGCAAAUAAAGUGUCUAAAAGUGAAAUGCCUUCUUCGAUUGCACAUGGACUCAGAAGAGAAAUGGAUGCUGAAAAGAAAACCACUACAACCUUGCCUCCUAAAAGAAAUUUUAAAAGUCAGGAAGUAUCUCAGGAACCUUUUGCGACAAAGCUCAUAGAGACAAAGAAAGACCCAAGCAGUCAAAUCCCUUCACCAAGUUCCAGAACACAAACUAAAUUUACUGUCAAAGAGGCAAAGAUCACACCACCCAAAAGGAAGUCAAAGCGUGCUGGAAGUGCUAUAGCUUCAGGAACCACUUCUGAAAGCAUCAAAUCAAAUGAGUUAAGUAAAAAAGCAGUAAAAACUAUGGCAACUUUAAAUUCAUCACCUAAAUCUGUCCCAUUGCGGGCUAAAAAUAAUGUUGAAGAAGAAACUAAACUGUCAACAAAUAAAAGAAAGAAAAAGAGUGAAAAAUACUCUGCAAAACCUAGGUCUGCUCUCAUUGCAGCAAAAUUUGCAGGAACAACCUUGACAGACCAAGAAACCAGAAAGCCUAUACAGCCUGAUAUUCAGGAAGACUUUCCUGUGGAGGAACUCAACAGAAAUGCAGAGGACAAUGUCCAGCAAGAGCAGGAAUUAUCAAAAGGUGACAUGCACAAACCACUUGAGAUUCUGGAAAAAAAGCCUGUGACUAUGCAGGAAAUUCACAGUGUUGAACACAAGCCUGCAAAUAAAGUUUUCAGUGAUGACACUGAGUCAAAGUUGGAACCUGACAAAAUCAUGACCCAAUAUGAGAAAGCUUCAGAUACUGAAGAUAAGGUUGGUGUUGAGGUGCAGGAAGAGAGGGAUGUUGGUUAUAUCACAAAACUAAAAGGAAAACAAACCAGGACAGAAUCCCUAGUGGAUGUGGCUGAAACAGACUCUUCAAAACCUCUGCCUACUCUCUUGGAAACAGUGCAUCCAUCUGAAUCUAAAUUAGCAGAAACAAGCUCAUCUGAGCAAGACAUGCCAAUCCAAAGAAAAACUGAUACGCAAGAAAAGUUGCCGGACAAUAAAACCACAACAGAUACAAAGGACAGUGUCCAGAAAGAGCAUGUAUUGUUAGUUGGUGACAUAAGUGAAGCACCUGAGAUCAUGUAUGAAAAGUCUGUUCCGAUGCAUGACAUCAACAGUAUUGCCCUCCACUCUGUAGGUAAACCUGACAGUGCUAAAAUAGUGUCAAAUAUUGAACCUGACCAAUCAACUGCUGAAAGUGAGAAAGUUGCAGAUACUGAGGAUAAAGUGGGUACUGAGGUGCAGCAAGAGAAGAAAGUCCUUGAUACCACCAAACCAGACAUGCUUGAAAGCACUGAGGAAUCCCAAGACAAUGUUGCUAAAACAGACGUUUCAAAAAUUACACCAACUAUCUUGGUAACAGUGCUAUCGCCUGAAGGUACACUGGCAGAAAUAAGCUUGUUUGAGCAAGACAUACCAAUAAAAAUCCAAGCUGAUACCCAAGUAGUGUCUCUAAUGGAGGAAUCCAUGAAAGAUACACAAGACAACAUCCAGCAAGACCAUAAAUUCCAAAUAGACGAUAUGGUUGAAGCACCUGAGACCCUCAAUGAAAAGUCUGCUCCAAAGCAAGACAUCCACAGUGUUAAACACGGGCCAGUGUACAAACCUGUCAGGACUGAACCUGAUUCAAAGAUGGGUCCAAAGAUGGAUCCUGACCAAUUAAUGACAAAAGAUGCAAACUCUUCACAUUCCGAAAAUAAAGUGGGUGCUGGGGAGCACCAAGAGGGGGAAGUCGUUGAUUGCACCGCACUAGAAGGACAUGAAACCAGUGAAGAAUUCUAUGAGGAUGUCUGCAAAACAGGCUCUUCUAAACCUAUCGAGGAAACCCAACAAGAUGCCACCAAAACAGAUGCCUCAAAAGCUGUCUCAACAGUUUUAGCAACAAUGCAUUCACCUGAUGAUGAGAUAACAAAGACAAGCUUAUCUGAACAACACAUGCAAAUCCAAUGCCAAGCUGAUGCUGAGCAAGAGUUGCCUGGUGAUGAAACCACAAAAGAUACAAAAGAAAGUGUUCCACAAGAGCAUGCGUUGUUAGUUGGUGAGAAGAAUGAAGUACCUGAGAUCCUGGAUCAAAAGUCUGUUGAAAUGGUAGACGUCGAGAUUGUUGAACUCCAGCCUGUACAUAAAUCUGACAGUGCUGAAAUAGAGUCAAAGAUGGCACCUGACCAAUCAAUUGCCAAAGGUGAGAUAGCUCAAGAUACAGGCUAUGCAGUGGGUGCUGAGGAGCAGCAAGACAAGGACGACUCUGAUACCACCAAGUCUGCUGGUCUAGAAAGCAAUGAAGAGUCCCAAGAAGAUGUUGCUGAAACAGUGUAUUCAAAAUCUAUUCCUGCUCUCUUGGAAACAGUGCAGCCAACUGAAUCUAAAUUAGGAGAAACAAACUCAUCUGAGCAAGACAUGAUAAGCCAAUGCCAGACUGAUGCUCAGCAAGAGUUGAUGAAAAUUGAAACCACAAAAUAUACAAAGGAAAGUGUUCCACAGGAGCAUGCAUUGUCAGUUGGUGGCAAGAGUGAAGCACCUGACAUCCUGGAUGAAAAGCCUGUUAUGAUGGUAGACACUCAGAUUGGUGAACUCCAGCCUGUAUAUAUACCUGACAGUGCUGCAACUGAGUCAAAGAUGGCACCUGACCAAUCAAUUGCCCACGGUGAGAUAUCUCCAGAUAAAGACCAUGCAGUGGAUGCUGAGGUGCUGCAAGACAAAGAAGUCUCUGGAAGUGUUCUGCAAAAGGAUGUGUUGUCAGUUGGUGAGAAGAGUGAAGUACCUGAGAUCCUGGAUAAAAAGCCUGGUAUGAUGGUAGACAUCCAGAUUGUUGAACUCCAGCCUGUACAUGAACCUGACAGUGCUGCAACUGAGUCAAAGAUGGCACCUGUCCAAUCAAUUGCCCAAGGUGAAAUAGCUCCAAAUAAAGACCAUGCAGUGGGUGCUGAGGUGCUGCAAGACAAAGAAGUCUCUGGAAGCACCACGUUUGGUGGGCUUGAAAGCAAGGAAGAACCUCAAGAAGAUGUUGCUGAAACAGUCUCUUCAAAACCAUCACCUACUCUCUUGGAAAACGUGCAGCCAACUGAAUCUAAAUUAGCAGAAACAAGCUCAUCUGAGCAAGACAAGUCAAUCCAAAGUGAAACCGAUGCACAUGAAAAGUUGCAGGAUGAUGAACCCACAACAGAGACAAAGAAAAGUGUUCCGCAAGAGGAUAUGUUGUCAGUUGGUGAGAAGAGUGAAGCACUGGAGAUCCUGGAUGACAAGCCUGUUAUGAUGGUAGACAUCCAGAUUGUUGAACUCCAGGCAGUACAUGAACUUGACAGUGCUGCAGCUGAGUCAAAGAUGGCACCUGACCAAUCAAGUGCCCAAGGUGAGAUAGCUCCAGAUAAAGACCAUGCAGUGGGUGCUGAGGUGCUGCAAGACAAAGAAGUCUCUGAUACCACCAAGUAUGGUGGGUUCAAAAGAAAGGAGGAACCCCAAGAAGAUGUUGCUGAAACAGGCUCUUCAAAACAAACACCUACUCUCUUGGAAAAAGUGCCGCCAACUGAAUCUAAAUUAGAAGAAACAAGCUCAUCUGACCAAGACAAGCCAAUCCAAAGUGAAACCGAUGUUCAAGAAAAGUUGCUGGACGAUGAAACCACAACAGUUACAAAGGAAAGUGUUCCACAAAAGGAUACGUUGUCAGUUGGUGAGAAGAGUGAAGCACCUGAGAUCUUUGAUAAAAAGGCUUUUAUGAUGGUAGACAUCCAGAUUGUUGAACUCCAGCCUGUACAUGAACCUGACAGUGCUGCAAUUGACUCAAAGAUGGCACCUGACCAAUCAAUUGCCCAUGGUGAGAUAUCUCCAGAUAAAGACCAUGCAGUGGGUGCUGAGGUGCUGCAAGACAAAGAAGUCUCUGAUACCACCAAGAAUGGUGGGCUCAAAAGCAAGGACGAACCCCAAGAAGAUGUUGCUGAAACAGUCUCUUCAAAACCAACACCUACUCUCUUGGAAAACGUGCAGCCAAAUGAAACUAAAUUAGCAGAAACAAGCUCAUCUGAGCAAGACAAGUCAAUCCAAAGUGAAACCGAUGCUGAUGAAAAGUUGCCAGACGAUGAACGCACAACAGAGACAAAGAAACGUGUUCCGCAAGAGGAUGCGUUGUCAGUUGGUGAGAAGAGUGAAGCACCUGAGAUCCUGGAUAAAAAGCCUGUGAUUAUGGUAGACAUCCAGAUUGUUGAACUCCAGCCUGUACAUGAACCUGACAGUGCUGCAAUUGACUCAAAGAUGGCACCUGACCAGUCAAUUGCCCAAGGUGAAAUAGCUCCAGAUAAAGACCAUGCAGUGGGUGCUGAGGUGCUACAAGACAAAGACGUCUCUGGAAGCACCAAGUUUGGUGGGCUCGAAAGCAAGGAGGAACCCCAAGAAGAUUUUGCUGAAACAGUCUCUUCAAAACCAACACCUACUCUCUUGGAAAAAGUGCCGACAACUGAAUUUAAAUUAGCAGAAACAAGCUCAUCUGAGCAAGACAAGCCAAUCCAAAGCGAAACCGAUGUUCAAGAAAAGUUGCCGGACGAUGAAACCACAACGGUUACAACGGAAAGUGUUCCACAAGUGGAUGCCUUGUCAAUUGGUGAGAAGAGUGAGGCACCUGAGAUCCUGCAUGAAAAGCCUGUCAUGAUGGUAGACAUCCAGAUUGUUGAACACCAGGCAGUCCAUGAACCUGACAGUGCUGCAACUGAGUCAAAGAUGGCACCUGACCAAUCAAGUGCCCACGGUGAGAUAUCUCCAGAUAAAGAACAUGCAGUGGGUGCUGAGGUGCUGCAAGACAAAGAAGCCUCUGAUACCACCAAGUAUGGUGGGCUCGAAAGCAAGGAGGAACCCCAAGAAGAUGUUGCUGAAACAGUCUCUUCAAAACCAACAACUACUCUAUUGGAAAAAGUGCCGCCAACUGAAUUUAAAUUAGCAGAAACAAGGUCAUCUGACCAAGACAAGCCAAUCCAAAGUGAAACUGAUGUACAAGAAAAGUUGCCGGAUGAUGAAACCACAAAAGAUACAAAGGAAAGUGUUCCGCAAGAGGAUGUGUUGUCAGUUGGUGAGAAGAGUGAAGCACCUGAGAUCCUCGAUAAAAAGCCUGUGAUGAUGGUAGACAUCCAGAUUGUUGAACUCCAGCCUGUACAUGAACCUGACAGUGCUGCAAUUGACUCAAAGAUGGCACCUGACCAGUCAAUUGCCCAAGGUGAGAUAGCACCAGAUGAAGACCAUGCAGUGGGUGCUGAGGUGCUGCAAGAGAAAGAAGUCUCUGGAAGCACCAAGUAUGGUGAGCUCGAAAGCAAGGAGGAACCCCAAAAAGAUGUUGCUGAAACAGUCUCUUCAAAACCAACACCUACUCUCUUGGAAAAAGUGCAGCCAACUGAAUUUAAAUUAGCAGAAACAAGCUCAUCUGAGCAAGACAAGCCAAUCCAUAGCGAAACCGAUGUGCAAGAAAAGUUGCCAGAUGAUGAAACCACAGCGGUUACAAAGGAAAGUGUUCCACAAGUGGGUGUUUUGUCAGUUGGUGAGAAGAGUGAAGCACCUGAGAUCCUGCAUGAAAAGCCUGUUAUGAUGGUAGACAUCCAGAUUGUUGAACUCCAGGCAGUACAUGAACCUGUCAGUGCUGCAACUGAGUCAAAGAUGGCACCUGACCAGUCAAUUGCCCACGGUGAGAUAGCUCCAGAUAAAGACCAUGCAGUGGGUGCUGAGGUGCUGCAAGACAAAGAAGUCUCUGAUACCACCAAGUAUGGUGGGCUCGAAAGCAAGGAGGAACCCCAAGAAGAUGUUGCUGAAACAGUCUCUUCAAAACCAACACCUACUCUCUUGGAAAAAGUGCAGCCAACUGAAUGUAAAUUAGCAGAAACAAGCUCAUCUGAGCAAGACAAGUCAAUCCAUAGCAAAACCGAUGUGCAAGAAAAGUUGCCAGAGGAUGAAACCACAACAGAUACAAAGGAAAGUGCUCCGCAAGAGGAUGUGUUGUCAGUUGCUGAGAAGAGUGAAGCACCUGAGAUCGUGGAUAAAAAGCCUGUGAUUAUGGUAGACAUCCAGAUUGUUGAACUCCAGCCUGUACAUGAACCUGACAGUGCUGCAAUUGACUCAAAGAUGGCACCUGACCAGUCAAUUGCCCAAGGUGAAAUAGCUCCAGAUAAAGACCAUGCAGUGGGUGCUGAGGUGCUGCAAGACAAAGAAGUCUCUGGAAGCAGCAAGUAUGGUGGGCUUGAAAGCAAGGAAGAACCUCAAGAAGAUGUUGAUGAAACAGUCUCUUCAAAACCAACACCUACUCUCUUUGAAAAUGUGCAGCCAACUGAUUCUAAAUUAGCAGAAACAAGGUCAUCUGAGCAAGACAAGUCAAUCCAAAGUAAAACCAAUGCUGAUGAAAAGUUGCCGGACGAUGAACCAACAACAGAGACAAAGAAAAGUGUUCCACAAGAGGAUGCGUUGUCAGUUGGUGAGAAGAGUGAAGCACCUGAGAUCCUGGAUGACAAGCCUGUUAUGAAGGUAGAUAUCAAGAUUGUUGAACUGCAGACUGUACACGAACCUGACAGUGCUGCAACUGAGUCAAAGAUGGCACCUGACCAAUCAAUUGCCCAAGGUGAGAUAGCUCCAGAUAAAGAACACGAAGUGUGUGCUGAGGUGCUGCAAGACAAAGACGUCUCUGACACCACCAAGUAUGGUGGGCUCGAAAGCAAGGAGGAACCCGAAGAAGAUGUUGCUGAAACAAUCUCUUCAAAACCAACACCUACUCUCUUGGAAAAAGUGCCGCCAACUGAAUUUAAAUUAGCAGAAACAAGCUCAUCUGAGCAAGACAAGCCAAUCCAAAGCGAAACUGAUGUGCAAGAAAAGUUGCCGGACGAUGAAACCACAGCGGUUACAAAGGAAAGUGAUCCAAAAGUGGAUGCGUUGUCAAUUGGUGAGAAGAGUGAAGCACCUGAGAUCCUGCAUGAAAAGCCUGUUAUGAUGGUAGACAUCCAGAUUGUUGAACUGCAGCCUGUACACGAACCUGACAGUGCUGCACCUGAGACAAAGAUGGCACCUGACCAAUCAAUUACCCAAGGUCAGAUAGCUCCAGAUGAAGACCAUGCAGUGGGUGCUGAGGUGCUGCAAGACAAAGAAGUCUCUGGAAGCACCAAGUAUGGUGAGCUCGAAAGCAAGGAGGAACCCCAAGAAGAUGUUGCUGAAACAGUCUCUUCAAAACCAACACCUACUCUCUUGGAAAAAGUGCAGCCAACUGAAUUUAAAUUAGCAGAAACAAGCUCAUCUGAGCAAGACAAGUCAAUCCAUAGCGAAACCGAUGUGCAAGAAAAGUUGCCAGAGGAUGAAACCACAACAGAUACAAAGGAAAGUGCUCCGCAAGAGGAUGUGUUGUCAGUUGCUGAGAAGAGUGAAGCACCUGAGAUCCUGGAUAAAAAGCCUGUUAUGAUGGUAGACAUCCAGAUUGUUGAACUCCAGCCUGUACAUGAACCUGACAGUGCUGCAAUUGACUCAAAGAUGGCACCUGACCAGUCAAUUGCCCAAGCUGAAAUAGCUCCAGAUAAAGACCAUGCAGUGGGUGCUGAGGUGCUGCAAGACAAAGAAGUCUCUGGAAGCAGCCAAAGUGAAGCACCUGAGAUCCUGGAUGACAAGCCUGUUAUGAAGGUAGAUAUCAAGAUUGUUGAACUGCAGACUGUACACGAACCUGACAGUGCUGCAACUGAGUCAAAGAUGGCACCUGACCAAUCAAUUGCCCACCGUGAGAUAGCUCCAGAUAAAGACCAUGCAGUUGGUGCUGAGGUGCUGCAAGACAAAGACGUCUCUGACACCACCAAGUAUGGUGGGCUCGAAAGCAAGGAGGAACCCGAAGAAGAUGUUGCUGAAACAAUAUCUUCAAAACCAACACCUACUCUCUUGGAAAAAGUGCCGCCAACUGAAUUUAAAUUAGCAGAAACAAGCUCAUCUGAGCAAGACAAGCCAAUCCAAAGCGAAACCGAUGUGCAAGAAAAGUUGCCAGAGGAUGAAACCACAACAGAUACAAAGGAAAGUGCUCUGCAAGAGGAUGUGUUGUCAGUUGCUGAGAAGAGUGAAGCAACUGAGAUCCUGGAUAAAAAGCCUGUGAUGAUGGUACACAUCCAGAUUGUUGAACUCCAGCCUGUAGAUGAACCUGACAGUGCUGCAAUUGACUCAAAGAUGGCACCUGACCAGUCAAUUGCCCAAGGUGAAAUAGCUCCAGAUAAAGACCAUGCAGUGGGUGCUGAGGUGCUGCAAGACAAAGAAGUCUCUGGAAGCACUAAGUAUCGUGAGCUCGAAAGCAAGGAGGAACCCCAAGAAGAUGUUGCUGAAACAGUCUCUUCAAAACCCACACAUACUCUCUUGGAAAAAGUGCAGCCAACUGAAUUUAUAUUAGCAGAAACAAGCUCAUCUGAGCAAGACAAGCCAAUCCAUAGCGAAACCGAUGUGCAAGAAAAGUUGCCAGACAAUGAAACCACAACGGUUACAAAGGAAAGUGUUCCACAAGUGGAUGCGUUGUCAGUUGCUGAGAAGAGUGAAGCACCUGAGAUCCUGCAUGAAAAGCCUGUUAUGAUGGUAGACAUCCAGAUUGUUGAACUCCAUGCAGUACAUGAACCUGUCAGUGCUGCAACUGAGUCAAAGAUGGCACCUGACCAGUCAAUUGCCCAAGGUGAAAUAGCUCCAGAUAAAGACCAUGCAGUGGGUGCUGAGGUGCUGCAAGACAAAGAAGUCUCUGGAAGCAGCAAGUAUGGUGGGCUUGAAAGCAAGGAAGAACCUCAAGAAGAUGUUGCUGAAACAGUCUCUUCAAAACCAACACCUACUCUCUUGGAAAAUGUGCAGCCAACUGAAUCUAAAUUAGCAGAAACAAGGUCAUCUGAGCAAGACAAGUCAAUCCAAAGUAAAACCGAUGCUUAUGAAAAGUUGCCGGACGAUGAACCAACAACAGAGACAAAGAAAAGUGUUCCGCAAGAGGAUGCAUUGUCAGUUGGUGAGAAGAGUGAAGCACCUGAGAUCCUGGAUGACAAGCCUGUUAUGAAGGUAGAUAUCAAGAUUGUUGAACUGCAGACUGUACACGAACCUGACAGUGUUGCAACUGAGUCAAAGAUGGCACCUGACCAAUCAAUUGCCCAAGGUGAGAUAGCUCCAGAUAAAGACCAUGCAGUGUGUGCUGAGGUGCUGCAAGACAAAGACGUCUCUGACACCACCAAGUAUGGUGGGCUCGAAAGCAAGGAGGAACCCCAAGAAGAUGUUGCUGAAACAGUCUCUUCAAAACCAACACCUACUCUCUUGGAAAAAGUGCAGCCAACUGAAUGUAAAUUAGCAGAAACAAGCUCAUCUGAGCAACACAAGUCAAUCCAUAGCGAAACCGAUGUGCAAGAAAAGUUGCCAGAGGAUGAAACCACAACAGAUCCAAAGGAAAGUGCUCCGCAAGAGGAUGUGUUGUCAGUUGCUGAGAAGAGUGAAGCACCUGAGAUCCUGGAUAAAAAGCCUGUUAUGAUGGUAGAUAUCCAGAUUGUUGAACUGCAGCCUGUACACGAACCUGACAGUGCUGCACCUGAGACAAAGACAGCACCUGACCAAUCAAUUACCCAAGGUCAGAUAGCUCCAGAUGAAGACCAUGCAGUGGGUGCUGAGGUGCUGCAAGACAAAGAAGUCUCUGGAAGCACCAAGUAUGGUGAGCUCGAAAGCAAGGAGGAACCCCAAGAAGAUGUUGCUGAAACAGUCUCUUCAAAACCAACACCUACUCUCUUGGAAAAAGUGCAGCCAACUGAAUUUAAAUUAGCAGAAACAAGCUCAUCUGAGCAAGACAAGCCAAUCCAUAGCGAAACCGAUGUGCAAGAAAAGUUGCCAGACUAUGAAACCACAACGGUUACAAAGGAAAGUGUUCCACAAGUGGAUGCGUUGUCAGUUGCUGAGAAGAGUGAAGCACCUGAGAUCCUGCAUGAAAAGCCUGUUAUGAUGGUAGACAUCCAGAUUGUUGAACUCCAGGCAGUACAUGAACCUGUCAGUGCUGCAACUGAGUCAAAGAUGGCACCUGACCAAUCAAUUGCCCACCGUGAGAUAGCUCCAGAUAAAGACCAUGCAGUGGGUGCUGAGGUGCUGCAAGACAAAGAAGUCUCUGAUACCACCAAGUAUGGUGGGCUCGAAAGCAAGGAGGAACCCCAAGAAGAUGUUGCUGAAACAGUCUCUUCAAAACCCACACAUACUCUCUUGGAAAAAGUGCAGCCAACUGAAUUUAUAUUAGCAGAAACAAGCUCAUCUGAGCAAGACAAGCCAAUCCAAAGCGAAACCGAUGUGCAAGAAAAGUUGCCAGACGAUGAAACCACAACGGUUACAAAGGAAAGUGUUCCACAAGUGGAUGCGUUGUCAGUUGCUGAGAAGAGUGAAGCACCUGAGAUCCUGCAUGAAAAGCCUGUUAUGAUGGUAGACAUCCAGAUUGUUGAACUGCAGCCUGUACACGAACCUGACAGUGCUGCAACUGAGUCAAAGAUGGCACCUGACCAAUCAAUUACCCAAGGUGAGAUAGCUCCAGAUGAAGACCAUGCAGUGGGUGCUGAGGUGCUGCAAGACAAAGAAGUCUCUGGAAGCACCAAGUAUGGUGGGCUCGAAAGCAAGGAGGAACCCCAAGAAGAUGUUGCUGAAACAGUCUCUUCAAAACCAACACCUACUCUCUUGGAAAAAGUGCAGCCAACUGAAUUUAAAUUAGCAGAAACAAGCUCAUCUGAGCAAGACAAGCCAAUCCAAAGCGAAACCGAUGUGCAAGAAAAGUUGCCAGAGGAUGAAACCACAACAGAUACAAAGGAAAGUGCUCUGCAAGAGGAUGCGUUGUCAGUUGGUGAGAAGAGUGAAGCACGUGAGAUCCUGGAUGACAAACCUGUUAUGAAGGUAGAUAUCAAGAUUGUUGAACUGCAGACUGUACACGAACCUGACAGUGCUGCAACUGAGUCAAAGAUGGCACCUGACAAAGCAAUUGCCCACGGUGAGAUAGCUCCAGAUAAAGACCAUGCAGUGGGUGCUGAGGUGCUGCAAGACAAAGACGUCUCUGACACCACCAAGUAUGGUGUGCUCGAAAGCAAGGAGGAACCCGAAGAAGAUGUUGCUGAAACAAUCUCUUCAAAACCAACACCUACUCUCUUGGAAAAAGUGCCGCCAACUGAAUUUAAAUUAGCAGAAACAAGCUCAUCUGAGCAAGACAAGCCAAUCCAAAGCGAAACCGAUGUGCAAGAAAAGUUGCCAGAGGAUGAAACCACAACAGAUACAAAGGAAAGUGCUCUGCAAGAGGAUGCGUUGUCAGUUGGUGAGAAGAGUGAAGCACGUGAGAUCCUGGAUGACAAGCCUGUUAUGAAGGUAGAUAUCAAGAUUGUUGAACUGCAGACUGUACACGAACCUGACAGUGCUGCAACUGAGUCAAAGAUGGCACCUGACCAAUCAAUUACCCAAGGUCAGAUAGCUCCAGAUGAAGACCAUGCAGUGGGUGCUGAGGUGCUGCAAGACAAAGAAGUCUCUGGAAGCACCAAGUAUGGUGAGCUCGAAAGCAAGGAGGAACCCCAAGAAGAUGUUGCUGAAACAGUCUCUUCAAAACCAACACCUACUCUCUUGGAAAAAGUGCAGCCAACUGAAUUUAAAUUAGCAGAAACAAGCUCAUCUGAGCAAGACAAGCCAAUCCAUAGCGAAACCGAUGUGCAAGAAAAGUUGCCAGACUAUGAAACCACAACGGUUACAAAGGAAAGUGUUCCACAAGUGGAUGCGUUGUCAGUUGCUGAGAAGUGUGAAGCACCUGAGAUCCUGCAUGAAAAGCCUGUUAUGAUGGUAGACAUCCAGAUUGUUGAACUCCAGGCAGUACAUGAACCUGUCAGUGCUGCAACUGAGUCAAAGAUGGCACCAGACCAGUCAAUUGCCCAAGGUGAAAUAGCUCCAGAUAAAGACCAUGCAGUGGGUGCUGAGGUGCUGCAAGACAAAGAAUUCUGUGGAAGCAGCAAGUAUGGUGGGCUUGAAAGCAAGGAAGAACCUCAAGAUGAUGUUGCUGAAACAGUCUCUUCAAAACCAACACCUACUCUCUUGGAAAACGUGCAGCUAACUGAAUUUAAAUUAGCAGAAACAAGCUCAUCUGAGCAAGACAAGCCAAUCCAAAGCAAAACCAUUGUGCAAGAAAAGUUGCCGGACGAUGAAACCACAAUGGUUACAAAGGAAAGUGUUCCACAAGUGGAUGCGUUGUCAGUUGGUGAGAAGAGUGAAGCACCUGAGAUCCUGCAUGAAAAGCCUGUUAUGAUGGUAGAUAUCCAGAUUGUUGAACUGCAGCCUGUACACGAACCUGACAGUGCUGCACCUGAGACAAAGACGGCACCUGACCAGUCAAUUACCCAAGGUGAGAUAGCUCCAGAUGAAGACCAUGCCGUUGGUGCUGAGGUGCUGCAAGACAAAGAAGUCUCUGGAAGCAGCAAGUAUUGUGGGCUUGAAAGCAAGGAAGAACCUCAAGAAGAUGUUGCUGAAACAGUCUCUUCAAAACCAACACCUACUCUCUUGGAAAACGUGCAGCCAACUGAAUCUAAAUUAGCAGAAACAAGCUCAUCUGAGCAAGACAAGUCAAUCCAAAGUGAAACCGAUGCUGAUGAAAAGUUGCCGGACGAUGAACCCACAACAGAGACAAAGAUAAGUGUUCCGCAAGAGGAUGCGUUGUCAGUUGUUGAGAAGAGUGAAGCACCUGAGAUCCUGGAUGACAAGCCUGUUAUGAUGGUAGAUAUCAAGAUUGUUGAACUGCAGACUGUACACGAAGCUGACAGUGCUGCAACUGAGUCAAAGAUGGCACCUGACCAAUCAAUUGCCCAAGGUGAGAUAGCUCCAGAUAAAGAACACGCAGUGUGUGCUGAGGUGCUGCAAGACAAAGACGUCUCUGACAUCACCAAGUAUGGUGGGCUCGAAAGCAAGGAGGAACCCAAAGAAGAUGUUGCAGAAACAAUCUCUUCAAAACCAACACCUACUCUCUUGGAAGAAGAGCCGCCAAGUGAAUUUAAAUUAGCAGAAACAAGCUCAUCUGAGCAAGACAAGCCAAUCCAAAGCAAAACCGAUAUGCAAGAAAAGUUGCCGGACGAUGAAACCACAACGGUUACAAAGGAAAGUGUUCCACAAGUGGAUGUGUUGUCAGCUGGUGAGAAGAGUGAAGCACCUGAGAUCCUGCAUGAAAAACCUGUUAUGAUGGUAGACAUCCAGAUUGUUGAACUGCAGCCUGUACAAGAAUCUGACAGUGCUGCACCUGAGACAAAGACAGCACCUGAACAGUCAAUUACCCAAGGUGAGAUAGCUCCAGAUGAAGACCAUGCAGGGGGUGCUGAGGUGCUGCAAGACAAAGACGUCUCUGACAUCACCAAGUAUGGUGGGCUCGAAAGCAAGGAGGAACCCAAAGAAGAUGUUGCAGAAACAAUCUCUUCAAACCCAACACCUACUCUCUUGGAAAAAGAGCCGCCAAGUGAAUUUAAAUUAGCAGAAACAAGCUCAUCUGAGCAAGACAAGCCAAUCCAAAGCAAAACCGAUAUGCAAGAAAAGUUGCCGGACGAUGAAACCACAACGGUUACAAAGGAAAGUGUUCCACAAGUGGAUGUGUUGUCAGCUGGUGAGAAGAGUGAAGCACCUGCGAUCCUGCAUGAAAAGCCUGUUAUGAUGGUAGACAUCCAGAUUGUUGAACUCCAGGCAGUACAUGAACCUGACAGUGCUGCAACUGAGUCAAAGAUGGCACCUGACCAAUCAAUUGCCCACGGUGAGAUAUCUCCAGAUAAAGACCAUGCAGUGGGUGCUGAGGUACUGCAAGACAAAGAAGUCUCUGAUACCACCAAGUAUAGUGGGCUCGAAAGCAAGGAGGAAACCCAAGAAGAUGUUGCUGAAACAGUCUCUUCAAAACCAACACCUACUCUAUUUGAAAAAGUGCCGCCAACUGAAUUUAAAUUAGCAGAAACAAGCUCAACUGACCAAGACAAGCCAAUCCAAAGUGAAACCGAUGUACAAGAAAAGUUGCCCGAUGAUGAAACCACAACAGAUACAAAGGAAAGUGUUCCGCAAAAGGAUGCGUUGUCAGUUGACAUCCAGAUUGUUGAACUGCAGCCUGUACACGAACCUGACAGUACUGCACCUGAGACAAUGACGGCACCUGAUCCAUUAAUUGCCCAAGGUGAGAUAGCUCCUGAUAAAGACCAUGCAGUAGGUGCUGAGGUGCUGCAAGACAAAGAAGUCUCUGGAAGCACCAAGUAUGGUGAGCUUGAAAGCAAGGAGGAACCCCAAGAAGAUGUUGCUGAAACAGUCUCUUCAAAACCAACAGCUACUCCCUUGGAAAAAGUGCAACCAACUGAAUUUAAAUUAGCAGAAACAAGCUCAUCUGAUCAAGACAAGCCAAUCCAUAGCGAAACCGAUGUGCAAGAAAAGUUGCCAGAGGAUGAACCCACAACAGAUACAAAGGAAAGUGCUCCGCAAGAGGAUAUGUUGUCAGUUGCUGAGAAGAGUGAAGCAACUGAGAUCUUGGAUAAAAAGCCUGUGAUGAUGGUAGACAUCCAGAUUGUUGAACUCCAGCCUGUACAUGAACCUGACAGUGCUGCAAUUGACUCCAAGAUGGCACCUGACCAGUCAAUUGCCCAAGGUGAAAUAGCUCCAGAUAAAGACCAUGCAGUGGGUGCUGAGGUGCUGCAAGACAAAGAAGUCUCUGGAAGCAGCAAGCAUGGUGGGCUUGAAAGCAAGGAAGUACCUCAAGAAGAUGUUGCUGAAACAGUCUCUUCAAAACCAACACCUACUCUCUUGGAAAAAGUGCCGCCAACUGAAUUUAAAUUAGCAGAAACAAGCUCAUCUGAGCAAGACAAGUCAAUCCAAAGUGAAACCGAUGCUGAUGAAAAGUUGCCGGACGAUGAACCCACAACAGAGACAAGGAAAAGUGUUCCGCAAGAGGAUGCGUUGUCAGUUGGUGAGAAGAGUGAAGCAGCUGAGAUCCUGGAUGACAAGCCUGUUAUGAAGGUAGAUAUCAAGAUUGUUGAACUGCAGCCUGUACACGAACCUGACAGUGCUGCAACUGAGUCAAAGAUGGCACCUGACCAAUCAAUUGCCCAAGUUGAGAUAGCUCUAGAUAAAGACCAUGCAGGGGGUGUUGAGGUGCUGCAAGACAAAGAAGUCUCUGGAAGCACAAAGUAUGGUGGGCUUGAAAGCAAUGACGAACCCGAAGAAAAUGUUGUUGAAUCUGGUUCUUCAAUACCUCUACCUACUCUGUUGGGAACAGUGCAGCCACAUGAAUCUAAAUUAGCAGAAACAAGUUCAUAUGAUCAACACAUGCCAAUCCAAUGUCAGGCUGAUGCUCAACAAGAGUUGCCUGACAGUGACACCACAAAAGAUACAAAGGAAAGUGUUCCGCAAGAUUAUACAUUGCUAUGUUCUAUUGAGGACACCUCCAGAGAUCCAUUGGAUCAUGUCCAAUGUGGGCUGGUCAUAUUCACACAAGAUCUGCACAAAAUACCAGUGAUCCUGAGUGAAAAGUCUGUUACUAUGGAGGACAUUCAAAGCUUUGACCACAAGUGUGUAGAUAAUCCUGUCACUGCUCAGAUGGAGUCAAAGAUAGAGUUUGUCCGUUUACCAAUGGACAGACACACAAUAGCUGCAAAAUACAAGGGUGAACAAAAAUUGGAGAGGGACCCGGAAGACAGAAAAUUGAAGACUCUUCACAAAGAGUUAAAGGAUGAUAACAUCAACCUAUGGCCAGAACCUGCUCCACACACACCCCACACACUGGAUAUGUCACAGGAUACAUUUGAAGAAGAUGCUCCAGAAACUGUGAUUGCAACCACCACUGAUCUUGAAGAUCAUCUUAACAGGCUCGCAGCUAAAGUCAUAAUCUGUGCGAACCGUCAUGCUGUACUCAACUCAGCAAUCAUGGCCCGACAGCUGGAUGAGGCUCAGGAGUGCCACAAGGCUGCCCAGCUGCAGGUGUCGAUGACAAGUGACAGCACUGAUAAUGCAGACCCUGUGGAGCAUUUGAAGGAACAAUGGAGCAUUGUUGAUCAAGAUGCUGUUGCUGUUAUCCACAGUAAAGAGACCCAGUUACAGCUGGUGACUGAUUAUGGCAGACAGAUGCAAGAAGCCAGGAGUACCCUGGCAAGACUGAGAUCAGAACUCAACACCAUCAAAAUUUCCCCAGAGGAAAGCAGCUCCCAGGAGGCAGAACGUCUUGGCUCCUUACAAAGAGGUGUGAAGGGAAACCGAACAAUACUUGGGGAGUUGCACCUGACCAAUGCCAAGUUAUGUCCCCAUCUCAGCCGGCCUGAGCAAGCAAGAGUACAGCUGGAGGAGAAGAACCUCCAGGAGCAGUGGAGGGCUCUAGAAAGAGCUGUGGAUAGAACCUUGCAUCACACAAAUAUCUAUUCACAAGAAAUCAACAGCCUUGUUUUGGACAUGGCAGACCUUCAAAAACACUUAGAGAUGAUUGGAAAAGAUCUUGAAGCUAUCGCUUCUGGUGAUCAGUGGAACUGCACAAAGGAAAAGCAGCUGAUGUUAGCUAAUGCAGAAGUCAAAGCUGCACAGAAAAUGUAUCUUCAUUUACAGCAACUGUCUGAGGGGCUUCCCCUCAACUUGUGUUGGGAGAAGGAAACAGAACAGAUUCAACAAGGAUUGGAAAAGAUCAAAAACACACUUUGUCACACAGACAAGCUCAUGUCCUCCCAAUCUUGGAGCAGUAGCAAUCCUAUGAUGGAGAAAAUUAUUCGGGUGAUGAGGGAUGGGUUUGCCUGGGCUAAGCAGACAGAGAAGGAUAUUGAGGGCAGGAGGAAAAGACUUGCUCUUCUCCCUGAGGAGGCACAUCGGCAGCUCAGAGAAUUGAAGAAGCUGCAGUUUGAGGUGGUGGCCAAGCAAGGCCAACUGGGGAUAUUGGUAGAGGAACUGACUGAGCUACUUCCACAGUUAGAACAGGGUGAAGAUGUGCCAAUUGUGUGCACCUGUCUACAGUCCCUUAAAGAUCUCUCCAAGUCCACCACUGAUGAGCUGAACAAGGCUAUACAUGAGGUAGAGUCAGGGUUGCAGAUUAGAGAAAAACUAUCAGAGCAGACAGCUGAUCUUGAUGCCUGGGUUGUUGCCCAUCUUCAUAGAGAAGCCACCCGGAGUGAUGAGAGUGAAGAGAACAGCACCGUUGCCCUUGAUCUUCGAGCUCGUCAAUUCCAGGACACACUAGUUGAAGCUGAGAAACAGGCUGCUCUUUGUGAGGCUCUUUUAUUGAAGAGUAAAGCUAUUGCCCCUGAGCUCAGCAAAACAGAGAACUGCCAACUUUUUGACAAGCUUACCAACCUCGAAGAGGACAUCAGAUGCAUUAGCAGCUUUGAGAAGACAAAUGAAAAGCAGCUCGAUGAAAACAUCCAGACUGUAAAUUCAAGCAAGCAAAAUUUGGCACGGAUUGAAAAUAGCUUGAGACAGAUUUUAGUAGAUCUGAACAGAUACAGAUUCCCCAUCACAAGAGAAUUGCUACAACCUUUGGAACAUUUCAGACAUAUCAUUUUGAAGCAUAAGAUCCAGAUUGAUCAUCUAGUACCCUAUAUUCCUCAGCAAAAGGCAAAGGAACUGCACUCUAUCAUUUCUGAAUUUCAAAAGACAAUGAUUACUCUCAAUAUGAAAGCCAAAGAUCAUGAGCAAUACCUAAAGAUGAGGCAACAUGUGGAAGACCUCAGGAAAAACAUUCAGAAGGCAGUUAAUCAAACCAAAGAAGACAGCAAGGGACUGGCAGAGAAAUAUGAGAUCUGCCAAGCCCUCCUUGUCCAGUUUCCUCUCAUAAAAGAAAUGUGCAAACAGGUAGAUUACAACCUACAGAUAAUCUCUAAAGACCUGUACCCCUCACAGCUUACAGCAGAGCAAAAAAGACUUAAACAGAAUGAGGAGCAUCUUAACACCUGGGAGUUAGCACUUCACAAUAACCUUAGCAUUAUUGAGUGGGGGCUGCUGGAGGAAUUGGACCUUGAAUCAGAGAAGGCAUCGACUCAGGCCUUCCUCAGGAAGACCCAGCAGGAACUCCAGGAACUCCCUUUGUUGGUGCCAGUGGAAAAAGUAAUUAACAAGGAAUACCAAAGAAUUAUGGUGUUGAAAACAUCCACAGAGUCAAAAAUGAAAGCACUGGAUGUUCUUGAGCAGAACAAAGGGAAGAGACAAGCUGGUGGAUCACAGGACCUGAUGGAGUUGAAGAACACAAUCCUAAGUGAAUGUGACUCACAAAUGGAGAACCUGUGCCAGGCCAGAGAGUCUUUGAGAAGAUACAUCUAUGCGCUUAAAUGUGCAGUCCAUUUCGUGAAGGACACUGAGGCCACUCUCCUGCCCCUGCAAGGAUCUGCUGGAUUCUGCUCUGAAUGGUUACAGAAAACCCAAGAGGUCUUGGCCUCACUGGAACAGCAGUUCCAGAGUCAUGUGGACCACCUAAAAAGCUUGGUUCCUCAGCAUCCUUGUCUGUCUCCCCAAGAGGUGGAGAAGCUCCACAGCAAUGUUCUAAGCCAAGUACUGGCAAGGAUGUCAUCUGUCCAGGCAAAGGGCCAAAUCCAAAUGGAAUCUCUCAGCAGGUGUACAGAACAACACAGAAAACACAACAAGUGUCAAAAUGAAAUCAGCCAGAGUGUGAAUAUUGCAGAGAAAAACCUUUCCCAGAUCAUCAAUCAGAAGAUCACUUGUCUUGCUGACUGCACUGACCAGCAAACUGCACUCAGAUCUUUGUCUGAAGAACUGGAGUCACUGCAGAAGCGUGUGGAGGAGUUAGAGGAAUGGUGCCCAGAGCAGAGCUGCAGAGGAGGCAGGGAGGCCACUGUCUAUGCCUUGUGGAAACAAGUAUCAAGACUAUGUCACCAUACACAGGAGCUGAUAACUCAUAAUGAACAGAAAAUUGCAGAAUGGAAAGAUAUCACCACUAGUGUGAAGAAGGCUUCUGAUAUCCUGGAGCAGGUGGAGGUGGAGCUUCCUGUUGGCUCACAACUAAAGGCCUCAACUGAGGAGCUUCAAGACCUGGUGCAAGCCUGUGAACAGUACCAGGACACACUGGACUGUGAGCAUCGGGCCUUGUCUGCACUGGAACUACGCACUGCCAGGUUACUCUGUGUCCCCGCCCAUCUGGAACAGGCUCCUCCCACCCCAUUCUGUCAGCAGCUGCAAGCCAUGCAGGGCCGAUAUAACAGUUUAAAGGAGAGAAGCACAGAGAGUUUGAAGGAGUCCAGGCUGGAGUUAAAGGACAGAGAAAAGGUCUGUGAGAAGCUGCAGGGUGUCCAUGUUUGGGUGGAAGCAGCCAACAGCCAUUUGUCAGAGAUGGAGCAGAGCAGCAGCACACAGCAGCUCCAGGAAGUCCACAGCCAGCUGUGUAAUCAGAAGAAUUUAAUCCAGCAAAUCAUGGAGAAUCUUAAAAUGAAGUACUCCAAACUGUGCACUCCAAUCCCAGCUGAGAUUGAAGGCCAAUUGCAGGAAGUCACACAAUUGCUAAAGCAAACUGAGGAAAAGGUGGAUGAGGCAGUGGAGCGGAGCGGUCCUGUUCACAGGCUCAGGGCUAAGGUGGCUGAGAUCCAAGUUGGCCUGAGAUCAGUCAAGACCAGACUGGAACAGAGGAGUCCCACUGUAGCUGAAGCAAAGAGCACCCAGAAGCGGGUGUGGGAUGAGCUGGAUGUGUGGCACUCGUGUAUUGCAUGGCUGGAGGUGGAGAUACAGGACUUGGACAAGCCAGAGGAGGUGCUGAUGCUCACUGAGGGACUGGUGGAGAUCCAGCAGCUCCACGCCCACCUGGCCAAACAGGCCGAGCAAAGGACCACUCUUCUCAGCAAGACAAACACAUGGCUUCAGCAGCACCAGGAGAUGAUUAACAGCUCCAACAGUUGGAAGGUGGAGGCUCAGUCGUGGCUUGCUGCACCCUGCACCUACACGACCGCAAAAUGCUUGAGUGACCAUGUUCAAGCACUACAGCUGGUGCUGGAUGACUCUGCACAGAUCCGCACAACCUUGCAGGGUUUCGGCUCUGUGCUGAAGGAAAUGUCGCAGGUUUGUGACAUCACCUCCCUCCAACAACAGCUGGUUGAAGCUGAUCAAGAAGUGGCUGCUGUGCAGAACAGCUUUACAGCUCCACUGUCUCAACUGGAACAUGCAGCUGCUGAGGUGGAAGCCAUUGAGACUGAGGUCAGGAACAUGGAGAGUGACGUAGCUGAGAUAAAAAAUUUAUUGUCUUCUCCGGAGACUCUUCCCAGUCCCAGAGAGGAACACCUGAAGGUCACUGAGCAGAGGAUCCAGUCCAUGAGGAGGACUGUGGCUGAGAUCCAGAAAUGUAAACCAGGGCUUUGCCUUCCAGAGAAGACUGAGGAGUCACUGGCUGUCUUCACGGUAGUUGACCAGCUCCAGACUUUGCUCCUGGAACUGGAGAAGAAGAUUCUUGCGUUGUACAUCCAGCAGCCUCCAACUCCAGUCCAAGCUAAGACCGUGUCAGUCAGCAUGACUAUGCCAGGGUCAACACCACAGACGAGUUCUCAGCCUCAGAUCCCAAAAGCCACUGCAGAGGGACCUGAAAAUGAUGAUACUGAGCAGAGCCAUACUGAAGAAGAUGUACUGAAGCCAUCUGGAGCUACGCUUCUGACCGUGGAGCAGACUUCUCCUGAACAGAGUCCGUCCUGGACACCUGAAAGUGCACAGCAGCGGGAGCAUCAUGGCGUGCUCCAGGCUGAGGAGGCCACAAAAACAAAAGGGAGUAUGGAGCAGAAAAAGGAAGAAGGUGGAGGAGAAGGUGUUUUGUGGUGGCUCUGGGAUACUUUCCUGGGCAUUUCUCCAGAGGGAUUUAAAGUCAGUGUCCCAGAAGAAACUGAAGGUGCCACUGGACAAAGCACUGAACAGACAAAUGACACAGAGGAUGUUGAGGAUGUCCCAGUGACCACAGAAGCAAGUCCAUCUCAAGCUGUCUCAAAAUCCUUGGGCACUUUCAAAGCCCAAUCACUGCCUGACAUCAGGGGAAAGCCUGCUGCCUCUGUAAAAACCAAAUCUGACUCCCAACCGCGUCGGAAAUGUGUCAUCUCUUACUGCUUCAGCUACAGCGGGAAUGGAUACAAAGAGAGAGAGAGAGAGAGAGAGAGAGAGAGGAAAGGUGACAUAGUCAUGCAAAGGAAUGGAAGUAAAAGUACAGGUGACCAAUAUCUGCUGAGCUCUACAGGGGAAGAAAAAAUGAUUCAGGCCCCAGAGGAGCUAGACUCAUCCGGGCCUCAGCCACGACAAACAGCCAUUCAUGUGUGCCGGGAAAAGGUCGAUGAGCUUGAGCUGUGGCUACAGAUGACACAGAACAGCCUGCUCACUGCAAACAUGCAGGACACUGUGGAGCAGCAACUUCUUACCUGUCAGGAGAUGUUGGUGGAUAUAGAGCAGAAGGUGGUCUUCCUGUCUCCACUGGGUCAGACCACAGAUCAAUAUCAGGAGCAUGACCGGUCUGGACUGGAUGGUUUUGGAGCCCACGAGGAGGCUGAGCUGCUGUCCUCCAAACUGAAAUUCCUGAAGGCCAGCCUGGUCUCCUUCCAGAAUUUCUUACAAGAGCGACAUGAAGAUGAGAAGAUAACCUCACGUAAUGAAACACAACAGGAGCAGCCAACAACUGGGGGAGCGUGCCACCAUAAGACGAAGGUAAAACGCAGUUGCAGUCUUCAAGAGAUCUUCUCCUCGCCAAGAAACAAACUGCUCAGACAGAGCAGCCUGCAGCAGCAGAAGGAGUUAGAACAGCAGCUGAACGAGCAGAGAGGACUGACUGAAGACAUCUGCAGGCAGAGCAGCAGAUCUCGACUCCAUAGCCAGGAGACACAACAGUUUCUGCCUGCUGAUGUUGAUGUGCAGAAGAAGGAGGAGGAGAAGGACUCUGCUCCAAAGAUGUGGGAUUUCCUUCACAGCAGACAAGUGGCUCUGGAGAAGAACCUGCUGCUUUCUCCUGCUGAGGUGACAGACUCCUCUUUGAGGCGUGCUGAUGAAGCAGUGGGACAUUUGAUUGGCACACAAAUUGUGAAGGAGCUGCAAACCCUUGUUGUCCAUCUGAGGAAGCUGAGCCUCAUGACUGCAGAGCUUCACCUUCAGACCUCCAUGGUGGACGAAUCCCGUCAGGCGUUGGACGAGGGUUUGUUUAAUGUGCUGUUUGGGGUGUCGCUGUCUCUGUCCUCCAUUAUCAGCCUGCUGCAGAUGCCUGCAGUGAUCACUCAUCAAGAAAACACACAGCUGCAGAUUUUGUCAGCAGAACUCACCAUGCUAGGAAGUGAGCUGAAUGCUCUUGGGCCAAAGGUCAGCUGUGUUCUGGGGUCAGAAUGCAGUCGGCAGUGUGUGGAUGACCUGUGCAGAAUCCUUUCUGUGGUUCAGGAUAGAUUGACCGUCAGAAAAACGCAGCUCACAAAUGUUCUGGAGGAACUGGCAAAGAAACAGAGACAUCUAAAGGAGUUGCAUGUUGCCUUCACUUGUAACAAGCUGACCAUACAACAAAUAACUGAUGACUUCAGUGGAACCCUUAGUGAACAAAUGCAGGGUGAACUGGACGCUGUGGUGCACGGUGUGAAUGCUUGUUGUGUAGAGUUGAGGAGCAGCAUGGAGCAGCAGCACCACUUGGAGAGGCUGGUCCACAGUCUGGAGGAGCUGCUUAUAGUGGGCUCUGAACGCCUCACAGAGCAGCCAGAUGCAGAAUUCCACAGUAGGACUCAGUUCGAGAACCAGCUCAGCGCUCACAUGAAAUUCUUCCAGUUCCUGGGGAGUCACUUUAACAUCCUUCAGUUCUUGAUGUCCCGACUGCCCGAGAGUGCCGUCCAGAGGUGGGAGGGUGCAGUGACGGUUUUCCAGGCUGAGGUGGAGCGAUUGCAGCAGCUUGCACUGGAGAAAGGAACAAAUAUGCAAAUAACCGCAGAGAUGUGGCUACAGUGGGAGGAGGACAGCAUCUGGUCAGAUGCCCUGCUGAAAGACAUGGAGACUUCAUUUCCCAAGAUGCAGAAGGGCAGUGAUUUUGGCAAAGAGAUAUCAGAGAAUGUCUCUGUCUACCAGGAACUGGAUGAUGUUCUGGAGAGGAGCAAGGCACCGUUCAGUCAGAUGCUGGAGGAAGGUCAGGAGUUGCAGAACAUGGGCUGUAGAGGAGUAGGUGUGGCCACGCAUGACCUGGAGGCACGGUGGAGAUCCCUUCACAGGAGGGUGGAGCUUCAUCGCAUCAACAAUGACAGGAACAGGAAACUGAAGAAGCGGUUUUAUCACGACUCUGUUCGACUGAUUGCCUGGAUGAGUGGAGCCAGACAGUUGAUUGACAGAUGGAGUCGAGUCAUGGUUUUAAGCAGUGAGACCAGAGGUCUAGACCAGAUGCGUGAGGACUAUGAUCAGUUUGUGGACUUUACCAAAGACUUGGAGGUCAAUUCUAAACUGAAGGCGGCACUGGUUGCUGUCGAUAACCAGCUGAGAGAUGCAAACAACAACUCCAGAUAUUCAGAAGACCAAGCAAGUUCUCCAUCCCAGAGAUCAGAUCAGGAAAUGUGCCCAGUUCACAUCCAGCUCAGACAGAUUGAGCUAGACUGGUUCACUCUGCUCGACCGUGUUCCUGUCAUCCAACAAGCUCUGCAUAAGAGGUGGUUGGAGACAUUGACUCAGCAGGGGGCUUUGGUGGAGCUGCAGACCCUCCUUGAGGCUAUACAGACUCGGCUAGAGGAGAAACGAAGCAGACUCAUCCAAACAUCACCUACCAACGCUGAUCUGAAAGGUCUGCUGAGCUGUUCCAAGGAGUGUCAAGCAGAGAUGUCUGCCCACCAGGCAACACUGGACUAUGUCAUGCAGCCAUUGCAGUAUUGUUGUGCUGAGGAUGACCACUGGGGGCGCUAUGAGAAUAUUCAAUUUGCAGAGGAGCAGGGUCAUCUCAACGAGCAGUGGCGAAGUUUACAGCAAAGCUUGAACUCUCAGCUGGAGGAGUUGGAGCAGGAGGUGAGAAGCAGGGCAGAACAGGAGGCUCAAGUGCAGCAGCUCAAAAGCUGGAUCACAGAUCAGAAGCGCUGGAUUCAUUGUGCACAGAUGCCCAGCAGCCUGAUGGAGCUGCAGAGGAGCAUCAGCACCUGUCAGGACCUCGAGGAGAAGAUUAGACUGAAGUCAGCAGUUCUUCAAGAUUUCAGGGAUAUACACAGCAGCAGAGAAACAAACAGAAGCUGCGAGUUGAUCGCUCAAGCUGAUUGUUCCAUCCGUGCCUGUGCUGCUCUCAAAUACCAGACUGAGGCUGUCAAACGGCGGUUAACUCAGAUCCAGGAACUGUGGGUUUGUGUGCUGAAGAGACUGAAUGAGGCGAGGCUGAAAACUGAGCUCAUGUCUCAAACUUUGCAGUACUACAGUAUACCUCAGCUCUCCCUGCAAGCUCAGAGAGACCUGCACCAACGACUGCAGUUUCUCCACGAGGAGGCGGGAAAUUUGGAGGCACACUGGGAUGAACUGAAUCAAACUAUUGCAGCCCUCCAAGUCAUCAUCAGUCCAUGUGUGGCUGCCUUCCUCAGCCAUCAGCUGGACAGACAGAAAGCCAGGUGGAUUGGGGAGGUUGCAGCAUUGAAUCAGCAGCUCCAGAGGAGUCAGAGCCUCCUGCAGGUGUGGGAGGUGUACUGCUGCCUGGCUGCGUCUCUGUCUGAGCGUCUCCAGAGCAUGCAGGAGGCAAUCACAUCGGAGUUGAGAACAGCAUCCUCACAUGGUAGCAUUCUACCAGAGGUGAUAUGCAACAUUCAGACUCUCCAGGAGAGAUCAAAUAGUUUGCAGAAUGACCUGCAAGAGGUGCUGGAAGCCUUCAAGGAGCUGACUGGUCACCUGGAACCUUCAGCUGCUAGUCUGAUCCAAUCUGAGACCCAGUUGUUAUCAUGUGAUGUCCUUCAGAUCAGCCAGAAGCUGUCGAGAACGUUGGUUCAUCUGCAGGAGGAGCUGCAGCGGCUGCAGGAGUAUGAAAGCAUCGUGGAAUCACUGGAACGGAAUCUGGAGCUUUGGGAGGAACAUCUGGAGCAUGCAGCAGCAGAGCGCCAUACUUCCCAGUCUGAUGUCCUGGAGCUCAGCACCCUGUCUGCUGACCUCGCUGUGGCCAACGAUCUGAGCUGCAGCCUGAAUCUCUGUGACGCUGCAGUGCAUCGUCUUCAGUGCCUCAAUCAGAAAUGGACUCACGUGUCCACGAAAGCAGAGGAAGUCUGCAGUGCGCUGCAGUCAGAGGCGCUGAGGGAGCAGAGCUUUGAGCAGAAAUGUGAGAGCUGGAUGUCUUUUCUGCAGCGGAUGGAGGACAGUCUGGCCGUAGACAUGGCCGGUUCUUACACAUGUCUCUGGCAGCAGCUCCGCACACACAAGCUGUUCCAGGCAGAAUUCACCAUGGGCCACCAGAUCCUGCAUUCAGUUAUCACAGAUGCUCUUCAUCUCCUGCAUAAAGGAGAGGUGGAUGACAGAAAUAACUUCCUCCUGAAACUAACCAAGCUCAAAGAGCACUGGCAGGGUGCGGUGCAGCGGGCAGACCAGCGGCGCUCCCUGGUGGAAGGGCUGGUGAAGCACUGGCACCAUUACAGCUGCAGUUUGAUGAGACUGCAGAGGUUUUUGGCAGAAGCACGGAGCAUCCUUCAUCCUGCAGGGCCGGUCUGCUGCAGCCUGCGGCAGCUGAGAUGCAGACUGAAGGAUCUCCAGCACACAGACCUGUUGUUCCAGAGGUACCAGAGCACUUUCUUGCACACUCUGGAGCUCGGUCAGCAGCUCUUUUCCAUGGGCGACCAACAGACUCAGACUCGACUUCAGAUGGAUCUGAGAACUCUACAGGAGGAGUGGAACAACCUGCACGGCCAGCUGGGAACAAGACUGGAUCUCAUAGAGGCUGUUGUUAAGAACUGGGAGCGGUACGAUGCCCAUCUAGCUGACAGCAUGUUGCAGUUGAAGGAUAUCAAGACCACGCUGAACCAGUCAAUGCCAGUGAUCAUUGAUGAACUACAGAAUGCUGAGGAGUUAAACAAGGAGAACGAGGACUCCUUGGAGCACUGGGCUGAGAGCCUGACGGAGCUGAGCACCAUGAAGACACACCUGUCCCAGUACAUCAUCACAGAAGAUGUGCUGCUGCUGCAGGAGCAGGUGGAGCACCUGCACUGUCAGUGGGAGGAGCUCUGCUUCAAGGUGUCUCUGCGUAAACAGGAGAUUGCAGACCGGCUCAAUGCCUGGAUCAUCUUCAAUGAGAAGAACAAGGAGCUCUGUGAUUGGCUGACACACAUGGAGAACAAGGUGGUGCACAACUCCGACCUCAACAUUGAGGAGAUGGUGGAGAAACUGCAGAAGGAGUGUAUGGAGGAAAUCAACCUGUUCAGUGAAAAUAAAACUCACCUGAAGCAGCUUGGAGAACAACUCAUCACCGCCAGCAACAAGACCAAGGAGAUGGAGAUUAACGACAAGCAGGACAUAAACGAUCGAUGGCAGCUGUUUGACCACAUUGAGACCAGGGUGAGGAAGCUGAAGGAGACUCUGGUGACGGUGCAGCAUCUUGAUAAGAACAUGAGCAACCUGCGGACUUGGCUGUCAUGUGUCGAGGCUGAGCUGGCCAAGCCAGUGGUCUACAGUGUUUGCCACAGCGAUGAGAUCCAGCGUAAACUGGCUGAACAGCAGGAUCUGCAGCGAGACAUUGAACAGCACACAGAGAGUGUGGCGUCUGUGCUGACAUUGUGCGAUGUCCUGCUUCAUGAUGCCGACGCCUGCUGCAGUGACUCAGAGAAUGAUUCAAUCGAGCAGACCACCCGUAGCCUGGACCGCCGCUGGAGGAACAUCUGUGCCAUGUCUAUGGAGAGGAGGAUGAGGAUUGAAGAGACAUGGCGUCUCUGGUGUAAGUUCCUGGAUGACUACUCUCACUUUGAGGAUUGGCUGAAGACAGCAGAAGUCACUGCAGCCAACCCAGAAUCCGCCAAUGUUCUCUACACCAGCGCCAAGGAGGAGCUCAAGAAGUUUGAGGCUUUCCAGAGGCAGAUCCAUGAACGGCUGACUCAGCUGGAGCUGGUCAACAAACAGUAUCGACGUCUAGCCCGGGAGAACCGCACUGAUGCCGCCAGCAAGCUGAAAGUCAUGGUCAACGAGGGGAACCAGCGGUGGGACACCCUGCAGAAGAGGGUAGCCUGCGUGCUCCGCAGACUCAAGCACUUUACCUCUCAGAGAGAAGACUUUGAGGGGACGCGAGAAGGAAUCCUGGUCUGGCUGACAGAGAUGGACCUCCAACUCACCAACGUGGAACACUUCUCAGGGAGUGACAUUGAAGACAAAAUGAGGCAGCUCAACGGCUUUCAACAGGACAUCACCCUGAACACCAACAAGAUCGAUACACUGAUAGUGUUCGGGGAGAACCUGAUCCAGAAGAGUGCUCCUCUGGAUGCCGUGUUGAUCGAGGAUGAGCUGGAGGAGCUGCACACCUACUGCCAGGAGGUGUUUGGCAGGGUUGCCCGCUUCCAUUAUCGCCUUGUCAGUAGACGCCCGGUUUUCGAAGAAGAGAGGGAUCUGUCAGAUCGGGACACAGAUGUGGCGGACUCACCUAACCCAUUCCAUGGGAGUUGUUGGAGGGAGAUAAGGACAGAGGAAGAUGAAGAUGUGGAAGUUCCAGUAGUGGAUGCAGUUCUAUAUAGACAGCAGGCCAUGUGUCAUCUGUUGGUGCCACCUCUGGAAAUCGGCCGAGAAACCCCUGUUAGUGUGGAUUCAAUCCCACUGGAGUGGGACCAUACUGUUGAUGUGGGAGGAUCUUCACAUGAUGAGGAUGAGGACGUGACCUUCUUCAGUGCUCUGUCAGAUGUGAAGGUGGCGGAGAGUUCAGAGCUGUUUGUUGAAGAGACUACCCGAGCAGUGAACACAGCCUCGGUGAAGUCAGUGAGAGAUCCUCCCAGCUGGCAUCAGCCGGGCUCCCCAGAGAGGAAACGAGCUCCCAGGCAAGCCAUGCCAAGCUUGGACUCUCCCAAACACGCCACCAGUACACCAUUCCACCAGCAGGACUAUUCUAAGCUGAUGUCAGAAUGCAGCGGCAGCAUUGAUAGUGUCAAGAGAGUCAAGCUGAUUCUAAACGAUGAAGAGGAGCUGGAUCAUCUGGGCCUGACUGGCACCACAGCCGAAAAACAUACCAGCACAGGUGUGGUCGAGCGUUGGGAGCUGCUCCGAGCACAAACAUUGAGUGACACAGGCCUGAGUCCCAAUCUGGAUCAGUGGCAGAAGCUGAACGUUGACCUAUGUGAUGUCACUUCCUGGUUGGCCAGGGUGCUACCAGAGCUGGAGAGGCUGCAGCAGAUCACGCCAUCCACCAGCAUUCGAGAUAUGGAGAUCAACAUCAGAAAACUCAAGGAGAUGCAGAGAGCCUUCAGCAGUUACAAAUGUCUGAUGAUCUCCGUGAACCUCAGCAGCCGCCGCUUCCUGCACAGCGACGGCGCCGAGCUCCGGGAACUGCAAGAAGCUCUGAAGUCCGCAAAUCAAAGCUGGACGCAGGCCUGCGGAAGCUUGGAGAGCUGGCAGGGAAACCUGCAGGGGGCGCUCAUGCAGUGCCAGGAGUUUAAUGAGAUGCUGCACACCUUGUUGUUCUGGCUGGCUCAGGCAGAGAGCAAACUCCACACCAUAAAGUUGUCACCUUCUGGAGCCGCUGUGCUGGAGCGCCGGGACACACUGAUGGCUCUACGGGAGGAGCUGCGUGGCCGCCAGCAACAGGUCUCCUCGCUGCAGGAGAUCUCCUCACAGCUCCUCCUGGAGGCUGACGGGGAGGACAGCAUGGAGGCCAAAGAGAAGGUUCACGUCAUUGCACAAGCUGCAGCUGCCCUGCGACAGGUGACCUCUGACCUGCACGCACUGCAGGGAGAACUGGAAAGCAGCCUGACGAGCUGCGACAGAGACAGAACGCUCAGUUCCAUGACGGCGCACUGCCAGGAGGAACCUGCACUCAACCAAAAACAAGGAACGAGAAGGGAUUCCUCAGCACGCCUCCCUUUCCUCUGCCGGGUGCUUCGAGCGGCCUUCCCCCUUCACCUGCUCUUCCUGGUCCUGCUGGUUCUGGUUUGUUUGGUCCCCGUGUCUGAGGACAACUACAGCUGUAUGCUGUCCAAUAACUUUGCCCGAUCCUUUUACCCUAUGCUGCAUUACACCAACGGGCCCCCGCCGACAUGAAAACUGUCACAAAGCUUUGCAGGGCCGUUUUUGGGUUCUGUUGAAGAGGGGGACAAAAAAGUGGAUAAAGAAAAUACAGUCUGCACCCCCCACCACCACCACCCAAAAAAGGGCACCACCCUUCAUCCUGGAUGGCCUCAUUUCAUGUGUUUUUAAUUCAAAAUUUUAUUGAUGUAUUUAAUCUAUUUAUUUAUUUGUGAUGCUCCAUAGUGCAAAAAGAAGCCAUAUCACUGCUAAAUUAUAACUUGUUUUUAGAACCAGUUAACAUCCAAACGCAGUACAAAGAAAUUAUUUAUUUUCAUACUUCCAUAUUUGUACUUUCACUGUAGUCUAUGGAAUAUAGUUUGAAAGUAAAAGGACAGUUAUUACCAAAGGUUCCACAAAGGGACAAGUACUGUACGUGAGCAGUUUCCUUCCACAGCAGCUGUUUGUGCUUUUUUUUAAUAGCAUCCACUCGUCGCACGUUUUGUACAGAAAGUAAAUAAACAUUUGUCAUUUUCGCCUAUUUUUGAAAUCAUGACUA
Molecule: messenger RNA, 44936 nt
Organism: Thalassophryne amazonica
Lineage: Eukaryota; Metazoa; Chordata; Actinopteri; Batrachoidiformes; Batrachoididae
Gene: syne2b
Product: spectrin repeat containing, nuclear envelope 2b
Cellular component (GO): membrane
Molecular function (GO): protein binding
Source: RefSeq, a predicted model, not a curated record